Messenger RNA from Colletotrichum chrysophilum, 729 nucleotides. RefSeq lists its product as uncharacterized. The record is from RefSeq and is a predicted model, not a curated record. NCBI's taxonomy places the organism in Eukaryota, Fungi, Ascomycota, Sordariomycetes, Glomerellales, Glomerellaceae. The coding region runs from base 1 to 729 and encodes 242 amino acids. The transcript has 2 exons.
AUGGCCUUCGGCAAGAAGAAACGCCUGACUCCGCAGGAGCUUGCCCGGCUCUGCAGCUUCGCGCACCCCAUGGGCCUUCGCUGCCCCUAUGCCAGAGUCACCUUGACCAGGGACGGCGCGCGCUUUGCCUCGCCCUUUUGCAAGAUCCACUGCUGCAAAAAGAUUGAUAACGGCGCUGCUUGCACGAAUGUGAAGACCAAUAGCCGUGGAUAUUGCACCCAGCACCUCCUCUGCACCGGCAUAAUGAACGGCCAACGCUGCACCAACUACGUCAAAUCCUACGACCCAAAGGAAUACCAAUUCUGCGCCCAAUUUCGUACGCACCCUUUUCCCGCCCUCCUCCAGUAUCCCUCUAACAUGUCCGUCCAGACAACUGCCUCCAGCAAGGCUGCAAAAACGAACGCACCCACCAAGGCGACGUUGACCUCCGCUACUGCCAAGACCACCGCUGCGUCCGGCCGGAUUGCACAUCCCCCCGCGCCCCCGGCGGCAGCACCCACUGCGCCUCGCACACCUGCGCCGCGCCGGCCUGCUUCGCCGCCUGCCCGGGCGCCUCCGGCGACCCGCACGACCCCUCGCGCUUCUGCGACCGUCAUCGCAUGUGCCACACCGCCGGCUGCCGGCAGUUCGCCCACGUCCGCGCCGACGGCGUGCCCUCCAAGCACUGCGGCGCGCACUACUGCCGCUGGGAGGCCGAGGGCGGCUGCGACGGGGCGCGGGACCCGAUGA